UUAUAUCUUGUUGUAGCUUCAAAGGAUACAUCACCUCUGAAAAUUUAAAUUGUUUAGUUAAUACGGUUUCCGAGAUAAAGCCUGGUGAAGGCAAGACAGACUUAGAUGGUCAGACGGAUAGCGGAGUCCCAGAAAUAUCACUCUGUUUUCAACUUGUGGAUACGAAACCCUAAAAAGAAUAUUUAUCCUCACUAUUAUGAUACUUGAUACUUAAUUUCGACAUAGGCAGUUUUCUCAAGUCCAACCAAAUGACUACAAGGAACAAUGUUAUCUGAAAGCCUUUUCUUAUUUAUAAAACAACGUUGCUUAAUUUUCGCCACAGUGCUCUCCCGUACAAUCAGUCAAGUCAUGGUAAACCCAAUAUACCAAGGUCAAUGUUAAAAUUAGACCAUCAAAGGUAAAAAAAUUGGACUCCUUUCACUAAAUCUACGUUGUGGACAUCUAGUUAGGAGGACAUAAGUGACAAAGCAAUCUGUGCACCGGUACAACAACUGUAUUACCUACUUUUUGCAUUUAUUAACGUGUGUUUCUCAUUGAAGUGCAUGAUAAGUUCAUUUUAGUUUAAUCUCAGACCAGAGUAGAUUUACAUGUGCGAAGCGAAACACACGCUAAAUUCUGUUUGAACAUAAUAACGGUUGUUUGCUAUUUUGUGCUGUCUUUUACGUUAAUUAUUUCGAGUGCGAGGCAAUUUUUCCGGUACCCACGUGUUACAUGUGUUCUCGUUGUGUUAUCAUGAAGUUCGGAUUCAUUUUAUUUUUAUUUGCUAUAAUCAUGAGUGAAGAUACUUUAGCUCACAAACUUCGUCUAGAGCACUGGAUGAGUGAUCUGCCUGCUCAGUUGAAAGAAGUACCAUUGAUCUACCUUGCUAUUCCAGGCAGCCAUGACUCCAUGACAUAUGGUAUAACACGGUCUAGCACAGUAGCGCCAGACGCCGAACCGAUCCUCAAUCGACUGUACCCAUUUUUCCGAGGUACGAUCUUACGAUGGACCAUAACGCAGGCCAGUGACACUUGGCAACAACUUCUCAUUGGCAUUAGGUAUUUUGACCUAAGGCUGGCUACAAAGCCAGAUGAUGACAACUUCUAUUUCACUCAUGGUUUAUAUGGAGAUGAGAUAUCUACAGCUUUGACUCAAGUCAAGGAAUUCACCGAAUCACAUCCUGGAGAGGUGGUUAUCUUGGACUGCCAGCAUUUCUACGGGUUUACGCGGGAACACCAUCAGAAGCUGAUGCGGUAUCUCCUCAAUCUGUACGGGCCUCGCCUGGUACCAAGACAGAUUGACCUGCAAGCCAUCACGCUCAACUCACUCAAUAGACUGAAGAUGCAGGUUAUCGUGGUAUACCGCAACGAAUCAGUGUACGCGACGAGCGAGUUCUGGCAGCCGCAGAUGUUGCCGUCGCCGUGGCCGCAGCAGGACACCAUCGACGGGCUUAACACCUUCCUCGGAAACAUCCGCAGACACCCCGGGACCGGGUUCGUGCACCAGGCCGUACUUACGCCUACACCCACGUUUAUAGUACUCAGAUGGAUAUCAAGUUUACGUGAAAAAUGUGCGAUACCAGUAAUGAACGAGGUGUUACCCAAGCUGACGGAGUUCGCCCCGGGCCCGCCCCAGCCCGGCAACGUGACCGCUCCGGUCAACGUCGUCAUCGGAGACUUCGUGGACAUGAACAACGCACUCUUCCCCAGGACCAUCAUAGAACUAAACUUGAAACUACUCAGAAACACUGAAAUAGUUCACCACAAUCAUGGGUAAGAACUGAUUUAGCAUUUAAAAGUAUUUGUUAUAUUUUUUUGUCUCGUUUUUAGUUAGCCCAGCGAGAUUGUGUAAUUUUAUUUACGAAUGUACCUGAAGAUGUUGGAGUCAGCGUCUACAAGCAAUAAAACAGUUGCCUGAUAGUCUUGCAACACUUGCAAUUUUUUUUUACGAAGUCUCUGACUGAACCCCAAUUCUGCUAUUUACAAUGACCGAUGAAUGAGUGAAAAUUGGCAAAAAAUUACACUUUCGGCAUUCCCUUAAGCAUUUUUCCUACACAAUGAUUGGAAACUCAGUAUUGGACGGUAAACUCACGGUUAAUAGUAAUUAUUGUGAAGGAAAAAUGCUUAAAAGAAUACGAAUAAUUUUAAAUUUAGUCCUAUUGUCAUUCAUUCAUCGGCCAUUGUAAAUAGCAGAAUUGGGGCAAAUCAUAGAAAACUUUUUUAUUUUAAUAAAGAGAUAGUUGUAAGACUCGGUUGCAACUGUUUUGUUGCUUACAAGCGCUGACCUCUUAAGUAUGCAAAAUACACUACUGUGAUAUAAAAUCAUAUUUUUAUACUUUCUGUAAUUCUAUAUUCUUAAGUAUACGGCUACCUUUAUGAUCUGUUGUACACAAUUAUGAGUAAAAGCUUAUUGUUCAAGUGCCUUUAAUAAAGAUAGAUUUAUUUGAUAAAUUA
Messenger RNA from Trichoplusia ni (cabbage looper), 2432 nucleotides. Its product is annotated as PI-PLC X domain-containing protein 3. Lineage: Eukaryota; Metazoa; Arthropoda; Insecta; Lepidoptera; Noctuidae. The coding region runs from base 712 to 1755 and encodes 347 amino acids. The transcript has 7 exons. Gene Ontology annotation, molecular function: phosphoric diester hydrolase activity. The record is from RefSeq and is a predicted model, not a curated record. Gene Ontology annotation, biological process: lipid metabolic process.